AUGCAGAGAAGUCAAGAGCAAAAGCGAACAGUUAAUGGCUGCAUAAUAGCCGUAGCAUUCAUAGUUCUCAGUAUUACCAAACUUGGUAAAGCAACCAACAUAGAAGGUGGCCAAAACCGACCAGUGUUCGACGGUCUCUGCAAAUUAACAAAGCUGGCUCGUAUUGACCUUACAAUUCCAGAGGAACCGAACUUAAAAAACCAAGACUUCAAAGACAUCAUCAAACUAAAUAUGAGUUUGGCACCAAAAGCAUGGAAGCAAGUGUUCUGGAAAACAGGUGAAAAAAACGCCUGGCAGGACGAGCUACCACCGAAGGACCAACACGGUGAUGACUGGGAAGAAUACUGGUUGGACUGGAAGGAAGCAAUAAGAAGUCUUUAUAAGGCGGACCGAACAAAGGCAGAAGACAAAAUAACGUUUGAAAGCUUGCCUGAAGACGUAAAAGACACUAUAAGGCCGCGUAUGAUAAACUUGGCAAGCGCGGCGGCCGCACUAGCAAAAUCUCCGGCGGCGCCAGCCCAGCUACCUUCGCUAAAAGGUAAGACGCUCAAACAGAAGCUAACAGAAGCGGUAACUGGCGACGGCUCGAAGGACGUCGACACGGCGGACUACCAAAGCAUAUACGGGGCAAGCUCGGGCAGCGACCGCCAAACAGCCUGCACGACCGGCAGCUCAGGAACCCGAACAAAUUCCCUCAUGGGUGCGCUAAGCUGCGUAUGUGCGCCUGAAACAGACAGCCAAGCCGACUACGUGUGCACACCGGCGGUGGCUAAAGCCGACCGGUGGGCAACCGGCAGCCCAGACACACCAUCGAACACAGGAAAAAUAACAAAGCUGUGUGGCAAAAUACCGCCACGGCAGCUAAAAGAAAACGAGCUGAGGCAGGCGAUCGAGGAAAUCGUGGCACUCAUAACCACGAACAGCGGUACCGGCUACCUUGGGGCAACCAAAACCGGCUGCACAGGUGCUCAGGGCAGCGGCCGCUGCGUCAAAUUCACUGGAUACGCCGACAACAACGGCUCAAUACCACCCCAUACACCAUGGCUGACAAUACCGCACAGCAUAGCAACCGACCUUGCAGACAGGGAAAGUAGAAUAGUGCAAGCAGAAAGCACGAAAGCAGCGCUCAAAGCACUUGCCGAACAGGCCAGAAAAUUAAGCAGGGAAGGGGAAAUAGCAAAAAUCAUCAAAGGCCACUUACAGACGGCCCACGGGCAAGCUGCGCCAGGCAAAACUGUGAACAUGGAAAUCAGCGAUGGAGAGUGCAACAAGCUUACCAGCAACAACACCUGCAAAUCCCCCUGCAAAUGGAACGAGAAUACCACUGACAUAAACAAAAAAUGCUCAUUAGAUCCCGUAAAAGCGAUAGAACAACAAGCAGCCCAGACAGCAGGAACAGAAGAGGGAGCUGCAGGAGCAACAACAGAUAAGUGUGGCCUAGCAAAAACUCCUGAGGAUUUUGUUUUAGCAAAAGGUGAUAUUCCAAAAGAUAAAAAAGCUUUUUGA
Molecule: messenger RNA, 1506 nt
Organism: Trypanosoma brucei brucei TREU927
Lineage: Eukaryota; Euglenozoa; Kinetoplastea; Trypanosomatida; Trypanosomatidae
Product: variant surface glycoprotein (VSG), putative
Exons: 1
Coding region: 1-1506 (501 amino acids)
Source: RefSeq, a predicted model, not a curated record